GGGAGGGACGAACAGUGGGAAGCAGGCAUCUUGGCUCAUUCCUCGUCGUCUCCCGCCGCCUUCUCCAUCGACAAGCCCAGGAGAAGGGUUUUUGUGUUUCUUGAUCCACUCCCGCAAGGAUUCACGGCCUCUCAGCUUAUGCUCUCAUUUGCACGCACUAGCUUUGGGGGUCAGACUGCACAUCUGCCUAAGUCUAAAAGUUCAGGAUAUAAACAUUUUGUGUCCAUCUCCAGUGGUCUCCCAUGCUUCCUCGCCAUCAGGCGGCAAUCUCCUGGCUAUAGUUCAGUUCACACAGCUUCCUUCAGUUCACAACACAAUCAAUUGAGCACGGAUAGGUCAGGUACUGUUAUGGCAGAAAGGGAGCUAAUCGACAAGGAUAAACUUAUACUUAGAGGUUUGCAGUUCCAUGGUUUCCAUGGAGUGAAACAAGAAGAGAAGACUCUGGGCCAAAAGUUUGUUGUGGAUGUUGAUGCGUGGAUGGAUUUGAGUGCUGCUGGGGAAACUGACAGCAUAUCUGAUACAGUUAGCUACACAGAUAUUUACAGGAUUGCCAAGGAUGUUGUUGAAGGCCCAUCGCGGAACCUUUUGGAGGCAGUAGCUCAUCGCAUCGCGAGUGCCACAUUGCUGAAAUUCCCUCAAAUCUCAGCCGUCAGAGUGAAAGUUGGGAAACCUCAUGUUGCGGUACAAGGAAUCGUCGAUUAUUUAGGCGUUGAGAUAUUGAGGUACAGAAAAGACGUAGGAGGCGAUCGUCAGGAGCUUCAUUGAGCCUGCUUUGUGCUGAGGAUGGCGUUACCUUACUACUCAACAAUGCAUUUUUUGCAGCCGUUUGUACCUCAAUAAUUUCAAUGGAAUGUUGACCUCAUGAGCUGUUCCCUUAAAAAGGGGUGAAGUUUUAUAUUGGGGUUGAAGUAGGUACCAUGUUGUGUUGCUUGUCCAAAACUUUGGCAAACUUUGCUUACAGUGACUUAAAAUUGUCAGGUUAAACUCUCUCUUUUUUUUGGAUAUUUUGCAUCAUUUCACCUUCA
This is a messenger RNA of Oryza sativa Japonica Group (Japanese rice), 1025 nucleotides long. Its product is annotated as dihydroneopterin aldolase 2. The record is from RefSeq and is a predicted model, not a curated record. Gene Ontology annotation, cellular component: cytoplasm. Gene Ontology annotation, molecular function: dihydroneopterin aldolase activity. NCBI's taxonomy places the organism in Eukaryota, Viridiplantae, Streptophyta, Magnoliopsida, Poales, Poaceae. Gene Ontology annotation, biological process: folic acid-containing compound metabolic process.